This is a messenger RNA of Mytilus californianus (California mussel), 1195 nucleotides long. RefSeq names its product iroquois-class homeodomain protein IRX-3-like. Gene Ontology annotation, molecular function: DNA-binding transcription factor activity, RNA polymerase II-specific; RNA polymerase II cis-regulatory region sequence-specific DNA binding. The transcript has 5 exons. The record is from RefSeq and is a predicted model, not a curated record. The coding region runs from base 1 to 1083 and encodes 360 amino acids. Gene Ontology annotation, biological process: neuron differentiation; regulation of transcription by RNA polymerase II; cell development. Lineage: Eukaryota; Metazoa; Mollusca; Bivalvia; Mytilida; Mytilidae. Gene Ontology annotation, cellular component: nucleus.
AUGUCUUUCAAUAAGGAAAGUCCGAACCAUGCAUCAUCAAAUAUUUUAUCACAUCACUUGGUAUGUGGAGAACCGUAUUGUCCACGGGUUGCCGAUCCUCUGACAAACAGAGUUGUCUGCCGUUGUUACCAGACCAGUACAACACAAAGUCACACAGCGAUGCCACCAAACUUUACUGCUGCUCUUUUCCACACACCACUCCAUGGAGAUAUUCCUUCUCCAGUAUCAAGUCCAAUGCACCCGAAUCCUGCACUCAGGUGGGAUAAUCCUGGAUUAACAUCAAUAGGAUUUGGAUCUCCAUUUCCUACACUGUCACCAGCACACCAUAACAUCGACAAUAUACUUAGAUCACAAAUGUAUAGUUACAUGCAUUCUGGCAUUGACCCAAAUAACGGAAGAAGAAAAAAUGCCACAAGGGAAACAACUGCUGCUCUUAAGGCGUGGUUGAAGGAACAUAAGAAAAACCCUUACCCAACCAAGGCAGAAAAGAUUAUGUUAGCAAUUAUCACAAGAAUGACUCUUACACAAGUUUCAACAUGGUUUGCAAAUGCAAGGAGGAGACUCAAGAAAGAACACAAAGGGGAAUUUUCGUCAGAUAUCAGUUUUGAUAACAUCAGUAUGUCAAGUGAUGACGAGGAAGGCACAAAACCUGAGACAAUGGGUACAGGAGAAAGGAAUUUUAUUGAUAAUGGAAAUGCAACGUUAGAACAUGAACUUCCUGGAUAUAGUGGCAUGACGAAAGACGAUAUCUACAGCUAUGCCUCGUUUUCAUUUCAUACUAGUCGGCCGCUUACGUCAACCCCAAUUGAUCACAAUAUGAACAAUUUACCAGAAUAUCCAAAAGGAGACAAAAAGACUGAAUUUAUGAACAAUAAUGACACCAAUUCUGACGAAAGUGAGGACAACGAUAGUAUUCAAGAUAAGGAAUUGAAAACAUGCGAUACAUCAAAUGAUGAUACAUGUAGUACAUCGGCUUCAAAUAGUUUUGACAGUGAAACUAAAAGUGUGCCUGACAGACCAAAAUUCUUACCUCCACUUAUAAGCAAACCUAAAAUCUGGUCUAUAUCUAAUAUCAUUGGAUGAACAAAGAACAAUAAUGAACGCAAGGAAAAUUAGAGGAACUCGAGUUUCAAUCUAUUAAGUGCUAUAUGUGUAUUUGUCAGUGACUGUCUCGAUUAUGAAUAAAUGUAUACUA